Messenger RNA from Trichoderma reesei QM6a, 1317 nucleotides. Its product is annotated as selenocysteine lyase. Bases 1 to 1197 code for a protein of 398 amino acids. The record is from RefSeq and is a predicted model, not a curated record. Lineage: Eukaryota; Fungi; Ascomycota; Sordariomycetes; Hypocreales; Hypocreaceae. The transcript is spliced from 2 exons.
AUGUCCUUUGAAGACCACCAGAAAGAAGUCCGGGACAAGUUCCCCGCCCUCCAGCAAGACCAAGUCUUCUUCGACAACGCCGGCGGCAGCCAAACCCUCGGCACCGUCAUCGACUCCAUCAAGGACUACCUCAGCUCGACCAACGUACAGCUCGGUGCCUCGUAUGACGUCGGCCAGAAAUCGACGUCCGCGUACAGGGCCGGGUACCAGGCGGCUGCCAAGUACAUCAACGCCGACCCGGACGAGAUUGUCUUUGGCCCGUCGACCACGCAGCUCCUCCGCAAUCUGUCAUAUGCCCUCAAGUUCAGACCCGGCGACGAAAUCGUUGUAUCUCGCAUAGAUCACGAGGCCAACAUCGCUCCGUGGGUCGAUCUGGCAGAGCGCCAGAACCUCGUCCUCAAGUGGUGGAAGCCAACCUCCGGCCCGAACCCCAAACUCACAGUCGAAACCUUGACUCCUCUCAUUGACGAGAAGACGAAACUGGUCACUUGUACGCAUACGAGCAAUAUCCUGGGCACAAUCACCGACGUGCGAGCCAUAGCAGAUGUAGCUCACAGCGUCGGGGCCCUCCUGUGCGUUGACGGCGUGGCCUACGCUCCCCAUCGGCGCAUCGACGUCAAGGCGUUUGGCGUCGACUUUUACUGCUUCUCGUGGUACAAGGUCUACGGGCCGCAUGUCUCCAUGCUAUACGGCAGCUGGAGCGCGCAGACUCAGCUGAGAACGCUGGGCCACUUCUUCAACCCUUCUGCCUCGCUGGAGGACAAGCUCGGCCUUGCUGGCGGAGCGUAUGAGCUGGUGCAGUCCAUCCCAAAGGUAGUCAAGUACCUAGAUCUGAAGUGGCCCGAUAUUAUUUCGCAUGAAGGUCUUCUUCAGCAGAGACUCCUAAGGUACCUCAGGACGUGCGCAGGUGACUUUACCAUCUAUGGCGAACCCAAGGAGGAGACAUCCCUUCGAGUAGCAACCAUCAGCUUCUCGGUCGAUGGAUAUGACGCACAGGCUGCCGUGGAGUUUGUGGAAAAAAGGACGAAUUAUGCGUUCCGCUGGGGAACCUUUUACUCAGAUCGACUUGUGAGACAGACGUUGGGCUUGGGCAAGGACGGGGUUGUCAGAGUGAGCAUGGUGCAUUACAACACACUGGAAGAAGUACAGGGGCUUAUUCACGCACUGAUGGACCUGGUAUCGUACGGUGUGUACUAGGUAGGAGGGCUUCUUCGUGCACUGGUAGACCUACCUGAGUGGCCUACAAUGAGAGUUGAGCAACGGAAGCUGAAGCCAACUCUAAAGCCUGAGGGAGGUGACCAUGCUGAUGAUGAAGAA